Molecule: messenger RNA, 1476 nt
Organism: Solanum dulcamara
Lineage: Eukaryota; Viridiplantae; Streptophyta; Magnoliopsida; Solanales; Solanaceae
Product: transcription factor SRM1-like
Exons: 2
Coding region: 285-1100 (271 amino acids)
Molecular function (GO): DNA binding
Source: RefSeq, a predicted model, not a curated record
UUUCUAUUUUUGGAAUCUUUUUGUUUCUAUUAUCAGUGACCUCAUUGGUCUGAUACAUUGUUUCUAAUCAUAUUUUUGCAUAUACACUAUUAUUUUAUUUUUAUAUAAAUUGUCAUUCAUAUAGCCUACCCCCAACUAGCUGGAACUGAGACGGAAUUAUUAUUAUUAUUGUGUGUAUAUAUGUGGGUAGAAAUGAAUUUUCAAGAUUUUCUGUGGGAAUGCAUAAUACUUGUUUGAUAAAAUGUUUCACUGAAAAAGCUUGAUAGUGAAUUCAAGAAGACUAGAUGACAUUAGAUAAAUCAAGAAGCUCAAUAUGGAGCAGAGAGCAAGAUAUAGCAUUUGAAAAUGCAUUGGCAACUUAUCCUGAGGAUUCUGUAGAUAGGUGGGAGAAAAUUGCUGCUGAUGUUCCAGGGAAAACCUUACAAGAGGUUAAGAAUCAUUAUGAAAUUUUACUCGAUGAUGUGAGCCGGAUCGAGUCUGGUAAUGUUCCUUUACCUUGCUACAGCUCUUCUUUUGACAGGUCUUUGUGCCAUGGUGGUGAUGAAAGAACAGGUAAGAAGAGCGGGGUUUCGGGGAGGUUAAACGGUGAGUCAAAUGAUGGGGGUAAUUCUAGUAAGUUGGAGAAGGACCGGCGGAAAGGGGUUGCUUGGACGGAGGAUGAGCACAGAUUGUUCCUUCUUGGUCUGGAGAAGUAUGGAAAAGGUGAUUGGAGAAGUAUUUCUCGAAACUUUGUUGUGACAAGAACUCCUACGCAAGUGGCCAGUCAUGCCCAAAAAUAUUUCAUACGUUUAAACUCGAUUAACAAGGAUAGAAGACGAACAAGUAUACAUGACAUUACUAGUGUUAAUAAUGGAGACGUCUCAGUACCUCAAGUUCCAAUCACUGGCCAAACAAUUGGUGCUGGAGCACAAAGUUCUUCUGGAAAAUCCAACAAACAAUCUCCAACAGCACCAAUUGCAUCCAUUGGAGUUAGCAUAUAUGGAACGACCACCAUCGGACAACCAGUAACAGGACCACUUGUUAAUGUGGUUGGUCAGAGUCAGAUUCGGGAUUUGGACAUUAUGGGCUCGGGUUUGGGAUUUUACUAUGACCAAUCUUGAUUUUCCGGGUACAUCUAGUAAACUUUUUAACUCACAUACAAAAUUCGAGCCAAAGCUACUACUGGUUUCGGAUGAAUCCAUAAGUUCAACACUAGAUCCGCCUUUGCAGUUGGUACACCAGUGAAUCUUUCUCCACCGACACACAAGUGAUACGGUGUCCAACCUCCAAUUCCAGGAGCAGUGGUUACUGGUGCACCUAUAAACAUGAGUCCAGUGAUGCUUACGAUGAAGCACACAUCUACACAUUAGUGAUAUUUUUAGAAACAAAGUGUACAAAGGCAAACUGAAGAGUCUUAUGAUGCUUAUUCAUGUCUAGUGCAAUAUUGUUCAGUGGUGAAUGAAUAAUGUUUCUCAAUGUCACAUAAACAUUUGCUCA